ACUCUCAGUUUGUUCUCAGUUUUUAACAGUCUCUUAUGCUUUGGCUCUCUCAGUGGAUGAUAUUUAAGGAGUGAUAAGGAGCUGGCCAUCAAAAGAGUGGGGUGUGUGUGUGUGUGUGUGUGUGUGUGUUAGGUGUGGAUGUUGUCAUAGAAGGGUAAGAUUGACAGAUAAGAAAGACUUUUCUAGGCACAGGAACCAGCAAAUGCAAAGGCUCUAGGGUGAGAAAGCUCUUGGUUUGUCAGCUUAGGACUUUUCGGAAAGCCAAUGUGGGUAUGUGGGUGAGGGGAGACUGUCAUCAGAAGAUACUAGAGAGACAGAUAGGAGGUAGAUCACAUCUCUUUUAAAAGCUAUAUAAAAGUAUUUAAAUUUUUAUUCUAAUUAUACUGGGGAGUUGUAAGAAGAGAAAUGACUCAAUACAAUCUAUGCUUUUAAAAGAUCACUGUGAGAGUUAUGUGGAGAAGGGAUUACAGAGGCAACAGUCAAAUCCAGGAGACUAGUUCGGAGAUUCCUGGGAUUGUACAGGCAAGAGAUGAUGGUGGCUUGGACAAGGGUCCCUAGUUGCUAUGGUCUGAAUUGUUGAGUCCUCCCAAAGUUCAUAUGUUGAAAUCCCAACACUCAGUGUGAUGGUACUAGGAGAUGGGGCCUGUGGGAGGUGGUUAAGUCAUGAGCCCUCAUGAAUAAGAUUAAUGCCCAUGGAAAAGAGACCUCAGAGAGCUCCCUUGCCCCCUUCUGCCAUGUGAGGAUACAAUGAGAAGUCUGCAACCCAGAAAAGGGCCCUCCUCUAGUCAUGUUAUCACCUUCAUCUUUGACUUCCAGCUUUCAAAACUGUGAAAAUAAAUUUCUAUGUUUUAUAAACUACCUAGUCUGUGCUAUUUUGUCAUAGUAACUCAGACAGACUAAGACUCUAGUGGAGAUGGAAGGAAAUGGAUGGAUAUGGGAUGUGUUUGGGGUGGGGAGAAUAGACUUAGUAGGACUUACCAAUGGACUGGAUAUAGAUGAAAAGAAAGGAGGAAUUAAGGAUUAUACCUAAAUUUUGAGCUGAAGACACUAAGCUAUUGGUGCUGCCAUUUGCUAUUCUGGGUAAAACUAGGGGAGAAAUAGAUUCGGAUAGGAAAAAACCCUAAAAUUUCUUUUUGGAGUUGGAGUUAGAGAGGAUUAUUAAACAUCCAAGUGAAGCUGAAUGUGGCUUGCUCAAUAGCUACCCAAAAUCCUUCUUGCAAGCCUUCUUUGAGACAUUAGCAAAUUAAAAACAUUUCCUCUCAGGUCUUCUUGCAGCUAGAGUUCCACACAAAAUUUAGGUUCUGGCAAUCAUUCAUGAACAGGUGGACAUUCAUGAACACUGGGAAGGCAAGCUUGAGCAUUUUAAGAUAUGGGCUGUGUAAGAGAGGACAGGGUAUUUUGGGGGCACUCACAGAGUAGUCACCUAGAGUCAAAACUGCUAUAGGUGAGCACCAAUGGACUUCCUACUAGAGUUGGUUUCUCCUGGUUGUGUGGCCUCCAGACCUGAUUCCUUGGCCUUUGAAAAAAUUCUGUAAGCUACUCACUACCCUGUAACAAAUACCAUCCUGUUUAAAUUAGCUGAGAGGAUUCUGUUAUAUGACACUAAGCACCCUGAUGAAUACAAUGUCAAGUGUUAACAAUUGGCAUUAUUGCUAAGAGUCAUCCUACCAUCUCCCAUAGCCCUCCAUCCUUCCAGGAGUGAGUGUGAAAAUUUAAUUUUAACCCACCAAGGUUGAGAGCUGAAAACACCUAUUUACCAAAAAAAAAAAAAAAAAAAAAAGGAAAAAAAAAGCCUGAUAUAAUUAUCUUCAACAAUAAGCAGAAGAAAUUCUCAAGUAAUUUCCUGGCCGAGGAAAUCUCUAAGAUGUGAGGUUUGAGAAAAUACGGUCUGUUCAACAAGAAAUAACAAUUUGAUCCAUGAAAACUAAUAAAUCACGAUUGAGAGCCUCCCCCUCCCCACCCCCACCCCCCCACACACACCCUCCCACUGCCACUGCUGGCCUUUACCCAGCACAAAUAAGUCUCUAACAGCAUAUCCUUUAUAUUUUUCUUUGAAUGGCAGGCUUCUGUAUGGGUUUGAUUUAUUUCUGCAAGAGGAGAGAGAGCACUGAUUUUUUUCUGUGUGUUUGUCUACUGAUGAAGGGGGUACUGAUGUUUACUGGUCCUAGGACUCAGGGGCUGCCAAAGGGCUUUCUAGAUACUCUGAGAAAAGACCUUAAAAAUGAAAUGGGUGAGGGUGACACCAGCAUAUAAAAAGCUGUUUGCUAAUCUUUCACGACAUAUUAUGGGUGAGAAACUUAUCCCUGCCUGUUUCUAGGGAGGAUCAUUAAGGAGUGGCAGACUCUUUAUAAUAUUAUUAUGAUUAUAGCAGACUGUCUUUGCGGCCCACCACUGUUUACCAGUUUCAUUUACACCUAUAUGUUUCUACUGCAAGCCCCUGUGACUCUCUGCCUUGGAAUUUUCUCUGGCUGCAGAAGCUUGGCCAUGCAGGACUGGCUAGAUGUGCUGGGGAGUUUGUACUCUGGAAAUCACCCUUCAACUGAUAAAGGACUGGAGUUGGCGGAUAGAUAACUUACCAUUUGUUGGGUGGGGCAGUUAUGAGGCUUUCUUUCUACAGUGUUCCAGAAGGUCUCAAGCAGGAUAAAGCCCCAGUUGCCUGAAGCUGUAACCUGCUUCUUACCAUAUUCUGUCAUGGUUUAUCUUCCCUUCCUUGUCUCACUUCCUCGUUCCCUUACUGACACAACUCUCAAAUGCUUUGUACUCAAAUUCUUGUCUUGGGUUAUGCUUCUGGAGAAACCCAAUAUGAGACAAUGGUUAACAUUUAUAUAGCACCUACUAGUUGUCAUACACUCUUCUUAGCACUUUAUAUUUAUUACCUAUUUAAUCUUCACAGCAGCCCUAUGAAAUAGGCAAUAUUAUUAUCCUCAUUUUACAAGGGAGGAUCACAGAGAGUUCAAGAGGCUUGUUUGUGGUCAAACAGCUAAUAAGGGUGAGAGCCAGAAUUUGAACAACAGGCAGUCUGGCUCCAGAAUCUAUGCAUUUAACCACUACUCGAUUCUGUCAACUGUGAUGUCCAAUACUAGCUAAAUAUGGCUAUUUACAUUUAAAUUAAUUAAACAUAAAUUAAAUUAAAAAUUCAGUUAUUUGGUUAUACUAGCUAUAUUUCAUGUGCUCAAGAGCCACAUGUGGCUAGUAGCUAUUGUAUUGGACAGCACAGAUAUAGAACAUUUCCAUUCCUGUGGAAAGUUCUAUUGGACAGCACUGUUAUGCAAGACCCUCUUUUUAUACCUAUGGCCUAUCUCAUAUUUCUUUAACACCAUAGAAACACUUACCCAGAAACAUUCUCUAUAUGGGACAUACCUGAGGGCCAAAAAAGAUAGGAAAAUGAAUUAGAGCUUUCUAGCAUUACUCAUAAGAGAGAUACUCAGAUCUUUCCCUUAAUCCUCCUUUUGAUUUGCUCCAGCCAGUUCUAUUGAAUCUGUUCCUUUUGUUUUCUUGAUGGUGUUGAAUUCGGGUAAAAAUUCAGGUGGUGAAAAUUUGGGUAGAUGGACCCUGAGGCUCGGGGCAGAUAUAUUAAUAGUGACUGGAAGAAACUAUCAAAAAUCAAAAACAUGAUCCUGAGAUGCUGAGUAAGAGGAUCUCAUAGGCAACUGAAUAUGAGUAACUAACAUGCUAAGAUGAAUCUAGAAUAACUGAAAAUGAUGGUCCAAGAGUUAAAAAUCACAGCAUUUGGGGUCAGCAGGUAUGGAGGUAAAUAGCCUGGCUAACUCAGACCCUUCCUCAAGAUGUAGCACUGUGACCGAUGUUUUUUUUGAUGAUGUCUGUGAGUCAUCCAGAGAAGGUUAAGAGGAGAAUGUAUGCAUUAAAAAAGGUUUCCAUCCAAAGUGACUUUUUAAAAGGUUCAUUUUUCAUUAAAGUAUGUUUCAUUUACCUGAUAAUUUACCAAAACUCUCAUUUUUUCUGAAAGUGCUGAAUGCAGGAGAUUUUACUCUAAUUAGCUUUACAAGAAAGUUUUAAGGACCUGUAUUUCUACUUCCUUUGUAGUGUGGAACAAUGCUCUCAGACAGGGAGAAGACAGUCAAUUUUGGUCCUGCAAGUCUGAGCCAAGAGAGAAUUUUAAUCAUCUCAGAGGAACCCAACCUGAGUAAUUCCUUGACGUCAUUCACUGAGUCUGUCCACUUCUCAGAGUGACCAGCUUGGGUCCGGGCCACCAUGCUUUGCUCAUUCUCUGGCAGGGACAGACAACUCUAAAAAUAUUCUCUAGAGGGACUUCUGUGGGUUAAAUAUUGGCAUCUACAUUUUUCUGGGCUUUGGGAAAAAAGCCUUUAGGCAGGUAGCCUGUGAUGGGGAGUGGGAAUCAGCUGGGGUCAAGUGCUCAAUAAAUUGAGUCUAAUUUGAGGGCUCUGCAAAGAUGUCUGGAUCUCCCAUUCUUCAGCCAGUCUUCUUAACUGGCUUAGUAGAAGAGAAAGCAUUGUUAAGGCAUAUAUUUCUAGUAUAAACUCUAAUAGGGUAGGGAAACCCAUCAAAAAGAAAGGACCCAGGACAAACUCAGGGCUUUGAUCAGUUGGUUGCCUCUGUUGGUGGAGAUACAUGAUGGGCUGAAGAUUGGAGUGCUUGAAAGCCUUUAAGCGGAGUACUGAGACCCAGGAUUUCUUUCUAUAUCCUGUACAGUGAGAUGACUAUCCCUCCUCGGUGCCAGAGAAGAAUGGAGGAUUACCAUAAUGAAUGGUAAAACUCAGCCUCCUUUCCUACUCAUUGGCUUAUACUCUACCUCAGCCCCCAUCCCACUGACCCAUUCAGGAGAUUGGAAGACUCUUGGGACAUAUCAAAAGCCAAGGGAAAAGUCUUAUAACUACUCAUAGUUUAGGGUUCCCCCCUCAAUAAAAUGGGGAGGUUGUUUCCAUCUAAUCACUCUAUAUUCAGGCCCACUGAUGGACAACUCUGCCAUUUCCAUAUUCUGAUUAGCAGUUUAUGACCUUCCUCUUAAAUAGAAAUCAGCAGUCAAGGAGAACUAAAAAUGUGAAGCUACCCUUUAAUGUGAGAAGCACCAAACAAGUUUGAACUUACUCUCUGUUUUCUUUACAAAUUUCCUAGGAGAAAUAUUCCUUAGGGGAUAUUUCCACUAGGGAAAAACAAAACCUAUGUUUAACAGCUUCAGAGACCUAGGAGAAGAUGUUGUAUCCAUUAAAUAAAAGCAGGAGGAUAUAAAAAGUAACUGUCGCAGAAUAAAAAUGAAAAAGCUCUUGGAAAUUAAAAAUAUGAUCACGAGAAUUUAAAAGGCAAUGAAAAUUGGAAAAAAAAACCCAGAAUGUUGAACCAAAAAAAGAAAAAAGAAAAUAAAUUAUCAAAGAAAUAAAGCAAGAAACUUUUCUUGAAGUGAAGGGCAUGAAUUUUCAGAUUAUGAGUGUUCUGUCAGUACUCAUAAUAAAUAAAAAUGGUCUACACCAAGGCACAUGAUCAUGAUAUUUUAGAACAUUGAUGAGAAGGUUCUGAGAUAGAGAGCUCGAAUGCCUAUGCCAAGAAGAAGAAAGAAAGAAAGAAAGAAAGAAAGAAAGAAAGAAAGAAAGAAAGAAAGAAAGAAAGAAAGAAAAUAGAAAACAAUGGACAAUAUUUUCAAAAUCUGAGUGAAAGUGAUUUCCAACCCAAAAUUCCAUCUCCAGAAAAUCUAUCUAUCAUAUAAUGGUGAAUGUGCUCCACCAAAGUGAGAAAGGAAACUGAGAAUGAGGAACAAAUAGGAUCGAGGAAAAAGGAAUAAACUGAGAUGAGCAGAAAGAAAAUUAAACAAGUGGAAAGUGAGGGAAUUCCUGAUGAAAAGUGAAAGAAAUGUAUAAGGAAAUAUAAUCAAAGUACACUAUGUGCCUCAGCUGGGAAUAAAUCAUAUUUACAUGGCUUAAUAAUGUAAACCCUGAAUAUCCUUCUGUCAAAUGCAUAUCUGAUAUUAUCACAUUGGGAGAAUGUAAAUAGGGUAGGGAUAUGUUUUAUUUGGGUAGAGGGUGAUAUUCAAGGAUUUCUGUCAAAUACAUCAUUUUAAUACAAGCAUCAGGAAGGCAUGAGUUUUUGUUUUGUCCACCAUGAAUUGCUAGUACCUAGAACAAUGUCUGGCACAUAGUAGGCCCUCAAUAAAUAUUUGUAGCAUGAAUGAAACUUUCUUCUAAGGAAUAUUUCUCCUAGGAAAUUUGUAAAGAACACAGACAGUAGGUCAAAGUAAAUGAAAAUAAACUUCAAGAAGGUUAGUACAUGGAAUCUGUUUCUCUCUAAAAUUGUAAGACUAGCAGUUUCAAGAUUUAAAAGUAAUUACAUAAGAUAGUUAAACUGAGCAUCAGAAUACUUGAGACAGUUUAAAAAGCACAAGAAAUUUCUAUGAAAUUAUUCUCUAUAAAUCUUUAUGCCAGCUGGUUUGAUUGGAGAUGCCUUGGAGCUCAGAACAGUUCCAGGGAAGUCAAAAUGUAAUUUUCUCAAUUUAGAAAGCAAGUUAUUGUAUUGACUUUUUCUUCCAUUCACUCACUGAUAUAAUACAAGGAUGGGGUGAGGAAAACUGCCUUGUGUGCUUCUCGAGCUGGUGAGCUUCUGAAGAGAAGAAGCCCUCAGUACUUGCUCUCAUAACAGAUUCCAGGACACUGAUUCCUUCCAUUCAAUAAAGAGGUGCGUCUUUGGACCAAGGAUCUGGUUUGCCAUCUAAUGGAUCUAAAUUGGGUCUAUUUAGUUCAACUUGGCUGCGAAUUCACUGCUGACUCUUACUGUAAUGAACCCAUGGAACUCUUCACUCAUUCAUCCUCUUGCUCACUCCCCCUUCACUGGACAUUUGCUGCACACCUACUGUGCGCCAGGUACUGUGCAAGCACAGGAGGAAGAAGAUUAUGUCAAAUAAUUCUGGGUGCUUGGAGCUAAAAUAGCCGGCCCUAUUGGAGCUCGCAAGAAGAUGUUCAAAGCGCGGAUCCAGGUAUAUUGGUGUUAAGAUCUGCCUCUGGGUCGGGUGCACACUCCUGUUAGAGGGCAGGCAGCUGAUCCCAGUUCAGCCCUCUCCAGCCCUCAACCCCAAGGAUUCAAAGUUGCCCCCAGAUUCAUAUUUGUGGGCCUCCCGGGGAGGCCAAACCCCGACCUGACUCCUCCCGCGCGCCUCUCCAGCUUCCCCAGCUCAGCGCGCCACUAACUUCGUCCAAGCUAAGCAGCUUGGGGCUCUAGGGUCCGGGGCCUUACGGAUCUUCUCUCCGACCCCUCCCCCCUCACCUUCCUCCCGACACGGGCCCAGCGAUUUCUCCCAGUCCCCAGAGCUCAGGGGUGGGGGUGGGGGAUGGUCCAACCCCGAAAUGCUAGAGCGGGCUACAUGCUCUGCCAGACCUCAGAGACGGGUGGCAGUGGUCCGGAAAGAGGCGGUGUGGAGGGCAGAGGCGUCAGUUAGGUAGUGUCUCCUAGCCGUGCCUUUCCACUCCUGCUGGAAUCCGGGGACAGCGACCCAGAGGUCUGUCGUAUAUGCAGGGCUUUGGAAAGAGGAAAGGCCCUGUCCCCCCUCCGCGUCCGCUAUGGCCCUGGGCCACGUUGUAGGUGCCACGCUGCGUUCAGGGGUUAGGGGCGACUCUGGGUCAUGAAGCCACUGUGCACUCUGCCUGCUGGCGUAGCAAGAAGGCCCCGCAAGAGCGGCUGGCUUUGAGGGUCAGGAUUCUUUGGGAUGUUGCGUGGAGUUUUUGUUGCCCAGGUGCUAGAGGACAACCCGUCGUCGCUCCGAAGGCAGGGUCCUGCAACAGUAAAAGACAGACCCACAGGGCAGCCCCUGAGCGCCUUUCUGAUCUGCAGAAGCAGGAAGCACCAGCGGGUGGGAUGCCGCGAGCCUCUGGGCGAGGCUUCUCUAGAGGCUACCCGAAGUUAGGAGGGGCCCGAGGGCGCUUUGGGGAGGCACAGCCCCCAUCCCAAGAAAGGGCUAGCCUAAGGUCUGGAGGGUGGGUGAUACUUCUUCACUUGUUCCCCACUGCCUCUACCUGCCAGUCCACUCUGCGCUCCUUUCCGUAAGAGCCCGGGAUCUUUUCCCCUCGCCCGGGUGCUGUGAGUACCCGCAGCGCCGACUCCGAGAAACUGCCUUUCCUCAAGAAAGAAGGUAGGGGCCGGAUGUGCGUGCUUGGGGAACAGUGUGCACCCGUGUGUGUGUGUGUAAAACGUGCCUGUUUCCUAAAGCAGAAACUCUGGGGGCUGCUUUCGGGUCUGGGAGAAGUUGGUUUGGGUUGUUGCGCGAGCGCUCACUUGCAAACAGCUCGCGAAGGCACGUCUGUUGCAGCAAGUGCUGGCUAUUGACAGGAGUGUCCGUGUGUGAAUGCGAAAGGCAGAGCUGGUGGCUGGGGACCAGGUGUAUGAGCCCGGGACGUGCGCCCCGCGGGCAGUGUGAGCGCGCUCACCAGCGGCCUGUAGCUGAGAGGGGCGCGUGUGUGAAAGUCUGAAGUCUGCCCUUAAGGCUUGCAGCACCGGCUCUCCUUUGCGGGACCGCGCAGGACGCGCGCCCACUCGACAAUGAAGCGCUUCAGAGAAGUGGGGCAGGGGUAUGGAGCGAGACGGGCAGAAACCUGGGCACAGGCUGUCCCAGCCCAGCAGCUUAGCAAACAGAAGCCAGAAGCACAGGACAGCUGUGUAAACCAACUCCGGCGGCGCCGCAGUGCAGGGUCCUGGGUUAGAGGGGGGCAUGCUGAACCCACAGUCGAGGUUUCUGGAGUAGGAGGGAAAUGCCUAACACUACUUGUAGCCAGUAGCAGCUUAGACCCUUCCCCAGUCCUCCUGACCACUCCUACCGGUCCCAGAGAAGUGAGGCAAAGGAGGCUUGGCUGGCUGCCAGACUAGAAGCAAAACGACUUUGAGGGGUGCAGGGUGCCUGGGUGCAGGUGGCCUGGGGGGUGAGGAAAGUGCGGAGGUUUUCUCAGGGGCACCCAAGGUGGUCCAAAGAGAUCAAUGUUUCAGGGCCCCUCUUCCCUCCCUCCCCCAGCCCCUCCCUGCUCCAUCCAACUCCUUCACAGUGGGCUAUUUCAGCUGAGAUCCCUUUUUAGAACCCAGGACUCCUCGGGGUCCAGGUGGCCAGAUGGGGUCCUUACUGGCAUAGCAAGAGGGGCUUCAAGACUAGAGUUCAGGCACCAAGACAGUGAGAGAAGCUCUGUCUGGUCCCUCACUGUGGCUGACUCCAAACUCUCCUCCAUUGGCCCUCAUUUUCUGGACGUCGUCGAAAGCUCUCCACCCCUCCCUGCCCUCCCGCUCUCCAAGCAAUGACCUCAUUGCAAAAGACAGCCAGAGCGGAUGGUUCCCCUCCCUAGAGAACCAGUGCAGGGAGAGCGAGCAAUGACGCCACUGGAGCUGGGUCGGUCCUGGCCACUUUGGAUUGGCCGCGCGGACUCGUGGGGACCCCCCUCCCACUGUCGCUGGAAUAAGAGCCGAGAGCUCCGCGGGGAAGACGCCCGCAGCAGGCGUUGUGUCCAACGGGGUGGACCGGCCGCUCGCGCUCUCCAGAAACUCGUCUCCAGAACUCCACCACACCCUGAGACACUUGUUUCUGCUCUACAAAGCCAUUCAUUGCACUGUAUCUUUUGAGAUUCACAGCAGCCCAUCUGGCAAACGAAUGGAGAGAGGCAUCAUGGGCUUCGGGAAGUCCUCCCCCUUUCUGGCUUUCAGCAUCUUGGUCCUGUGCCAGGCAGGCAGCCUCCAGGCGGCACCAUUCAGGUCUGCUUUGGAGAGCCUCCCAGACCCCACCACACUCAGUGAGAAGGAAGGGCGCCUCCUGCUGGCUGCCCUGGUGAAGGCCUAUGUGCAGGGGAAGACAAAUGAACUGGAGCAGGAGCAGGAGCAGGAGGAGACAGAGGGCUCCAGCCUGGACAGCUUCCGAGCUAAGCGGUGCAGUAAUCUGAGUACCUGUGUGCUGGGCGCAUACUCGAAGGACCUGAACAACUUUCAUACAUUCUCUGGCAUCGGCUUCGGGGCUGAAACACCUGGCAAGAAAAGGGACAUAGCCAGCAGCUUGGAGAAGGGCCAGUAAUCCCGCUUUGGGGUGCCCCAGGAUGGCAACCAGACUCCUUCCACUCCUUCCUGAUUUCCCUUCUUGCUCCCAUUUUUGAACUAAAUGCAUGCAGAUUCCACUUUGAUCGCUCUUCAAGCUGGUGUUGGUAGCUUUGCUUAUCACAGAGAAUAUGGGGGACCUCAGGAUGGAAGGGAAGAGAGCAGGACUCAUAGGCCAGGUUAGAGGCAAGAGUGAGGGAAGCUUCUUGAGAUCCCAGAGGAUUUCAUGGUAGAGUCCCCAAUUUCUGCUGCAUCCUUCAUGUUUCAUCAUUGAUGAAUAAACCUAUUUUCUAAAAGGA
This is a messenger RNA of Felis catus (domestic cat), 10319 nucleotides long. RefSeq names its product calcitonin related polypeptide beta (gene CALCB). The record is from RefSeq and is a predicted model, not a curated record. Gene Ontology annotation, molecular function: calcitonin receptor binding; hormone activity. Gene Ontology annotation, cellular component: extracellular region. Bases 9587 to 10000 code for a protein of 137 amino acids. The transcript is spliced from 5 exons. Lineage: Eukaryota; Metazoa; Chordata; Mammalia; Carnivora; Felidae.